Molecule: messenger RNA, 775 nt
Organism: Racocetra persica
Lineage: Eukaryota; Fungi; Glomeromycota; Glomeromycetes; Diversisporales; Gigasporaceae
Source: the annotation of a GenBank genome assembly
AAGGAUAAUGAAACAGAAUAUUUAUAUGAUUAUAUAACUUUGGACAAUUUGGAGGAUUACGAAAAAUAUUUACAAGAUAAUGAUAAUGAUUUGACGAAUUCAAAUAAUAAUACAGAGCAGAAUACCCAAAAAUACAAACUAUUUGAGAGCCAAUUACAAUCUUUUGAAGAAUUUAAUAGAAAAUACAGUCUGUAUUUUCCAAAUUUCACAUCUACUUUGCUCUUUUUAUGGAUUACAGAGCAUAUGAUUUUCACAGCAGCCUAUGAAGACCUUAGAAAUAGACUUCCAUUGCUCAAGGUUUGGAGUCAUACAGUUCCAAUUUCUAGACAGCAUACCCUAUCAAAUUCAGCUUCAACCAAACCUACAUAUUCAAUAAUACCAGUAGAUUAUAUUGAAUAUAUUCUUAAUAAUCCAACAAUUGUGCCUAAUUUAUACUUUGGCCCUGGUAUUGUAUGUGAUGAAAAACCAGGCAAUUUUUUACAUUAUCACCAAGACAAAGCAAUUAAGUUUACAUAUAUUUAUAAUGUUGUUGAAGUUAAUAAGAGGCAAUUACUCAGAGCUGAUCCGCUUGUUCCAUAUUGUGGGCUUCUUGGACACUUGUGUAGUAUGAAUAGAAAAGCAUGUGGAAUGAAUAUGAAAGAACUUUGGCUUGUUAAAGGACAAGAGUGUUUGAUUAUAUCUAAAAAUAUUAUUCAAAUUAAUGUUUGGUUAAAGGAUCUUGAUAGGCCAGUAGAAUAUGAAUAUUUUGUAACUGAAAUAUUAUAUAGUUUUAAUA